AUGAAGUUAGACUGUACAUUUGAAACUUUUGUGCCAUGCUUUUUUUCGGAAAAAAGAUAUUACAUGUGCUCCAUUAGAUCAUCUUCAAUAACGAAGCCAAACACGAUCAUUCAAACAAUUAAUGGAGAUCAUGACGAUGGAAGUAGUGACAAAGAUGUCGAAGCGAUUAAUUUUGAAGGUACAACGGUCAAAUACUUCCCUCAAGGAUUGAACAAAAUUUUUCCUAAUUUGAAAGCUGUUGAAAUUUUAAAUUGCGGAUUGAAAUCAAUAACUCAAAGAGAUUUGAUGGGACUAGAAAAUAUUCAGAUGCUAUGUUGUGAUGACAACAAAAUCACUUCACUUCCGAACAAUCUGUUUCAAAAUAUGAACAAACUUAUUAAAAUUUCAUUCAACAGCAAUGACUUGCAAUUCAUGUCUUCAGAAGUUCUCAGGCCAAUAUUGAAAAAUGGUUUAAAAUCCGUAGAUUUUAGCGGAAAUCGUUCCAUUGAUGCUGCUUAUUGGGAGUCUGAUAAUCUGGCCCAGUUCAUGGACAUGAUUGAUGAGAAAUGUCAACAACCAAUAAAUGAAAACUGCAAUGGAAUCGGAAACAUCGCUUCAGAUGGAUUCAAGGAACUUUGGACGACUGGCCGUUUCUCGGACAUCACGAUUGUCACUGACACUGAAAAAUUCAAAGCACACAAAGUUGUUCUAGCUAUGCAAAGUUCAGUUUUCGCCUCAAUUUUUGAAGAUAAGAUGAAGGAUCGACCAUCUGAUGUAAUUCAAGUGAAAAGCAUAAAUUCAGACGUUGUGAAGAUUUUCUUGAAAUUUCUCUACACCGGUGAGAUCGAAACAGGAAAUUCAAAUUUGUUGCAACUUUUCACUCUCGCAGCAAAAUUUAAAGUCGAGAAUCUAAUGACAAUUGUUGAGGAGAUGAUCACAGAUGAUCUAAAUGAUGACAAUGCUAUUGAUGUAUUCGAAUUUGCUUGUCGAUUCAAUUGUGAUUCGAUGAAAAUGUCAGCAUUUAAAGCCAUUCAAUCGAUGUUUGAUGAACCAUUGAAAGACGAAUUGAUGAAUGAACCAGAAGCUGUAAGGGAACUUGUUGAAGCUAAGAGAAAAUUCAAUUCCAUACUGAAUAAACACAAAAAGCUUAAAUUAUCACCAUAA
This is a messenger RNA of Clunio marinus, 1143 nucleotides long. NCBI's taxonomy places the organism in Eukaryota, Metazoa, Arthropoda, Insecta, Diptera, Chironomidae. The record is from the annotation of a GenBank genome assembly.